Microdochium trichocladiopsis is the source of this 1024-nucleotide messenger RNA. Its product is annotated as RNA polymerase II subunit A C-terminal domain phosphatase SSU72. Gene Ontology annotation, cellular component: nucleus; mRNA cleavage and polyadenylation specificity factor complex. The record is from RefSeq and is a predicted model, not a curated record. Gene Ontology annotation, biological process: termination of RNA polymerase II transcription. Lineage: Eukaryota; Fungi; Ascomycota; Sordariomycetes; Xylariales; Microdochiaceae. Gene Ontology annotation, molecular function: RNA polymerase II CTD heptapeptide repeat phosphatase activity. The coding region runs from base 97 to 870 and encodes 257 amino acids. The transcript has 3 exons.
CAACGCGAUUCGCGUGUGUCUCAUCACAAAGGUUGAGAAUCAUAUUCAGAAGUCUUCCAACCCGUUCGAUCACCCCCUCUUUUUCACAACUUCGCAAUGGAGGCGACAAACGGCGCAUCGGCUGCUGGCACAACACCUGCGAACGGAGAGCGUGAGGAGUCUGGCGGCUUCAAGCUCAAGUUCUGCACAGUGUGUGCCAGCAACCAGAACCGUUCUAUGGAAGCACACCUUCGGCUUUCCCAGGCCAACUACCCCGUGAUAUCGUUUGGCACGGGUUCGCUUGUGCGCCUGCCUGGACCGUCCAUCACGCAGCCCAACGUAUACCAGUUCAACAAGACGUCGUAUGACUCAAUAUACAAGGAGCUCGACGAGAAGGACCACCGGCUGUACACGGCCAACGGUCUCUUGAAGAUGAUUGGGAGGAACAGACAAAUCAAGUUCGGCCCCGAGCGGUGGCAGGACUGGCAGGUAGGCGUGCCGCGGCUUAAGCAGUCGGCAGAUAGAGGUAGCGCAGGCGUCGAGGGUGGCGUGGUGGAUGUGGUCAUAACUUGUGAAGAACGAUGCUGGGAUGCCGUGAUCGAUGACCUGCUCAACCGUGGCGCCCCUCUGAACCGGCCAGUCCACGUCAUCAACGUCGACAUCAAGGACAACCAUGAGGAGGCGCUCGUUGGUGGCAGAGGUAUUCUCGACCUAGCAGACUCGCUGAAUGCUGCGGCCAAGGAAGAGCGUGAGAUUGUGGGUGCUCAAGUCUUUGACAUGGGCAGCGCGUCUGCGAGAGCUUCCUUUGACGACCGAGUCCCGGAGAUCAUUGGGGAGUGGCAGGAGCGAUGGCCAAACCUGCCAGCAACAUGGACCUUGGCCUGGUUCUAGCUGCCAGACGGAUAUCGCAUCUGCUCUCUGGCGCAGCAUGAUAGCUCGGCCGUGGCACACAAACAUCUGCGCCACGGCAGUCAGGCACGUUUCGCUGCUCGGCAGCAUGCUUUUUGGCGAUUUCUCAGCUGGCCAUGUAAUGAUACCCACGAAG